This is a messenger RNA of Salvia splendens (bonfire salvia), 1550 nucleotides long. RefSeq names its product sulfite oxidase. Gene Ontology annotation, biological process: sulfur compound metabolic process. The record is from RefSeq and is a predicted model, not a curated record. Gene Ontology annotation, molecular function: molybdopterin cofactor binding; sulfite oxidase activity; molybdenum ion binding. Bases 36 to 1388 code for a protein of 450 amino acids. The transcript is spliced from 12 exons. Gene Ontology annotation, cellular component: mitochondrion. Lineage: Eukaryota; Viridiplantae; Streptophyta; Magnoliopsida; Lamiales; Lamiaceae.
UGUAUGAUGGAGCAUGAAUCCAGAAAUGGACGUUGAUGAUUAGCUACAAAAUUUAUAAUCACCCCAAAAUUAAAGGAGGCCUUCUUCCACCACAACAAUGGCACUCACUCUUGUCGUUUUACUCUUUUCAUUUUCCUCCUCACACUCACUUCUCCUUCAACAACACUAAUUUAUUCAUUCUCUCAAUAUUCUUGAUUGUCAGGAAAAUGCCGGGAUUGACGGCGCCAUCCGAUUACGCCCGCGAACCUCCCCGCCACCCUGCUCUUCUCGUUAAUUCCAAGGAGCCGUUUAAUGCGGAGCCACAUCGUUCUGCUUUGGUUUCAUCUUACGUGACGCCGGUUGAAUUCUUCUACAAGAGGAAUCAUGGCCCUGUUCCAAUUGUUGAUGACAUUCACAAAUACUGUGUUUCUAUCAGUGAUCUGGUUGAAAAUGCCACAGAGCUUUACAUGAAAGAUAUUCUGGAGCUUCCAAAGUAUGCUGUUACCGCGACGCUGCAGUGUGCAGGUAAUAGGAGGACUGCCAUGAGCAAAACUCGAAAGGUGAAAGGAGUUGGCUGGGACAUUGGGGCCAUAGGAAAUGCUGUUUGGGGCGGGGCAAAACUAGCAGACGUUCUUGAAAUGAUUGGAAUUCCCAAGUUCAGCCGCAUUUCACCACUCGGAGGAAAACAUGUAGAAUUUGUAAGCAUUGACAAAUGUAAGGAAGAGAAUGGAGGUCCUUAUAAAGCAUCAAUUCCAUUAAGUCAGGCAACAAAUCCUGAGGCUGAUGUUUUACUAGCUUAUGAGAUGAAUGGAGAGACUCUUAACAGGGAUCAUGGAUAUCCUCUACGUGUGGUUGUCCCCGGAGUUAUUGGCGCUCGUUCUGUUAAAUGGCUUGAUUCCAUCAACAUCCUUGCGGAAGAAUGUCAGGGAUUCUUUGUGCAAAAGGAUUACAAAAUGUUCCCACCUUCAGUUGAUUGGGAUAACAUCGACUGGUCUACAAGGCGUCCACAAAUGGAUUUUCCUGUUCAGAGUGCUAUAUGUUCACUCGAAGAAGUAAACUGCAUAAAGCCAGGAAAGGUGACUGUCAAGGGCUACGCGGUCUCAGGAGGUGGGCGAGGCAUUGAGAGAGUAGACGUUUCAACUGAUGGUGGCCAAACAUGGAUAGAAGCUUCCAAGUCUCAGAAAGCUGGCACUCCAUACGUUUCCGAUGAUGAAAGUUGCGAUAAGUGGGCAUGGAUUCUUUUCGAGGCUGAGGCUGACAUCCCAGAAAGCUCUGAGAUAGUUGCCAAAGCUGUCGAUAUAACAGGGAAUAUCCAGCCGGAAAACGUGCAGGUGAUAUGGAACUUAAGGGGAAUAUUGAACACGUCGUGGCAUCGGGUUCUUGUUCAGAUUGCUCACUCUAAUCCGUAGGUAAAGAGAGGGGUUGUCUGCCCUUCCUUUGUUUGUAGUUGAUUUUAUUGCUGCAUAUUGUCUAUUGUUGUUGAUCAGUUGUUCAUUGAUCUUUGUAAUAAAUUACAAUAAUUUUAAAGCUUCAAUGAUAAAUUUCAUGUCUACUUCCAGCAAUCAUAAAAA